Molecule: messenger RNA, 3049 nt
Organism: Scatophagus argus
Lineage: Eukaryota; Metazoa; Chordata; Actinopteri; Scatophagidae
Product: F-BAR and double SH3 domains protein 1-like
Exons: 21
Coding region: 359-2530 (723 amino acids)
Biological process (GO): regulation of actin filament polymerization; neuromuscular synaptic transmission
Cellular component (GO): neuromuscular junction; recycling endosome
Molecular function (GO): protein binding
Source: RefSeq, a predicted model, not a curated record
AAAAGUGAAGUCCUGCAUACUCGCCUUUUGUGUCUCUCGUGCUCCACUGUGCACUGCAGCUGAUGCAGCUCCGUCAGGCAGAUGUCAGCGGUGCCAUUUGCUGUUACAGCAGCACAUCAGGAAUCUUCCACACCUGGAAUUUAUGAUUUUUCUUUUAUUUCCCUCGACAGCAAUUAACAAUUUUGACUCUUAAAUCUCACCUUGGAAUAUCGACCAAGUAUGAACGCCCGUUAACACGGCUUAACAGAUGACCUUCUCUUUUUUUAUAACAAGAAUUUUUAAACUUUAAACCGAUAAAAGAUGAGACUGAGACCGAGUCAGUUUGUUCAAGACAAAAGUAAACCUGUGACGAGGGACAAUGUGCCAGGUAAAAGAGAGUCAGCAGGUGAAACUCGUUUUCUCAGAUCAGCUCAGCAAACUGCAGACCAAGCAGCAUCAGGAAACUGACCUGCUGGAGGAGAUCAGGUCCUUCAGCAAGCAGCGAGCAGCUAUAGAGAAAGAGUAUGGCCAGGCUCUGCAGAGGUUAGCUGUCCAGUACCAGAAGAGAGAAUGGCAAAGAGGAAAUACAGAUGCAGUUGGUUCUGGAAGUGUGUUUGUUGUGUGGCGGUCACUGGUAGACACUACAGCUCAGUCUGCAGCUUCACGACUUGCUGCUGCAGAAGAAUACCGCCGACUGACUGGACAAGCCUCCAGAAGUAUUCGCAAUGCAAAGGACAUCCGAACAAAGAAGGGACUAGAGAGGCUCCAGAGGGUCCAGGGGGAAGUGGUGGACACUCUACGGGAGCUUCAUAAGAUCAAGAAGAGCUACCAUCAACUCAGCCACAUCGCCAGUGUUGCCAGAGAGAAAGCUACCGAUGCACAGACCAAAGCCAGAAAGAGUGAACAUGGUAUUUUCCACUUCAAAGCAGGACUACAUAAGGUGGCUGCUAAGCUGAGUGCGAGGUUGAGAGAGUGUGACGACCGUUUGACUGAAGUUCGCAAUGAGUAUCUGCUGACGCUAGCAGCAGUCAAUGCCCACCACCAACAUUACUAUGCCAAUGACUUACCACGUAUUAUGGAGCAAAUGGAUGGUGAUGUUUACAGGGAUUUGAGAAGCCAUUUUACUCUACUGUGUGGGACAGAGAUGGAUACCUGCAUGGCCAUAUGCAAACAGUACAGCAGGAUAUGGGAGAGUGUUGCUAAGGUAACCAGAGAGAGAAAUGUCCUGCAAUUUCUUCAGGAAUCUGUCUCCUUCAGCAAAGUACCCGAGUUCACCUUUCAGCCCGCUCCGCAUGACAAGGUGUCUGCUCUACAGGAGGUUUGUGCCUCAGAAGCAGAAGGAUGGCUGGUUAAGGAGGCCAAGAAAUGGGCUACAAAAGCUGCUAAAGACUACAAAAUAGUCACCCAUGGCCAGAGGGCCCUCCAGACGCUAGAGAGUCGGCUGAAGCUCUUGUCAGGAGAGACGGGACUCGGUGUGGAGCAGAAGAUAACAGAAGUGCAGGACAGCAUCAGGAAAGCCAAGCUCAGCAGGCUGAAGGCUGAGGCCCGUCUGGCUCUGUUAUCGCAAAGUGUCAAAGGAGCUGAUCUGUGGCUUCAUAGUGCCAUGAACCAGGCAGAGGAGGAGCUGGAGAGAGAGAGACACCUCAGUGAACAGAGGAAGUCCACUGAGGACUUCUCGGAGGAUGAGUUUGACCUGACUGACUUCGAGGACUAUGAUGAUGACAAUGAAGAGACCUUUUCAGAUCCAGUGCCGUCGUCUGGAGUGUGUGUUUACCCUGCAGCCUGCAGAGUUAUCUACAGCUAUCAGGCUAGCCAUUCAGAUGAGCUGUCAAUCAUGGAAGGGGAGGAGCUUCAAGUGAUUGAGGAUGGAGACAUGGAGGACUGGCUGAAGGUGUGUAACUCAUGUGGUCAGGUGGGCUAUGUACCUGAGUGUUAUGUGCAGUUUCUGUGUCUACCGGCAGAGGACACCACUCAGCUGGACAGUUCUUUUAGCUCCACCUUGUCCCUCAGGAAUACAGAGGGAGCAGCAAGCAGAGGUGUGGCCAGAGCUUUGUACUCCUACCAAGCCCAGAGUGCAGAGGAGCUUUCCUUCCAGGAGGGGGCACUAAUCCACCUGAUACGGUGUCGACACGGGGAGGUGGAUGAUGGCUUUUGGGAGGGAGAACUUAAUGGACGGAUCGGUCUCUUCCCAUCAUUGGUGGUAGAGCUUGUCUAUGAACGGGAGGAGAAAGAAGAAGAGGAGGAGGAGGAGGAGGAGCUCCUACCCAAUCAAACCACGGCUGCCUUUGAGGUCCCAGUCCCAUCAAACCCUGGCUGUUGUUCAGCUCUUAGUGCUACUCCCCCUAGCUGUGUGGAGGACAAACAGCAGGUCUUUCCUCCAAGGCUUGAGGAUGACACUCUUGUUGAGGUGAUUAUGGCUUCCUAUGUGUCUGUUGACCCAUCAGAGACUACAGGAAGCACCCACAAUUCUCCAGAUCUCUUCUGCAGUCAGCUAAGACCAUGUCGGCCUCCUCCUCCUCCUCCAACACAGAAACCUUCACCUCAGCCUUGAGACAGACUGGAGUCACUGUCAGCAUUCACAAGAAUAUAUGACUGGUUAGGAUCACUGCUUUUCCUUUUAUUGUAGCAUGAAACAAAUAACUUGUAUUUGUUUGUUUGUAUUUGUUCGAGUUACCCACUGCUCAGCAUGGGUCACUUGAUGGGAACUCAGAGCAAAUAGCAAAGUCAUACAUUAGUACCUUGUGGGGCUCUUCAGAACAUUGGAAUUAACUCUGUGAGGAGAAACAAACUGGGUCCUCAUACAGAUAAGUGCACCAGCCCCCAAGGAAGCAGUGAUAUAUCAUUAACAUGUAAAUAUUCUAAUUGUAAUUGUAAUGUAUUGCUAAGAAGUCAUGAAUAUUUAGAAUUAUGGGUCGUAAGAAAAGAAACUUAAGCUUCACUAACAACUAACUAUAAUUGCAUUUUGCAUUUUAGUCAAAUUGACUAUUUAAUUAAGAAUUACACAGUCUGUCUCUACUGUACUUGUCAUUAGGUCGUAAUUAAAGUAAUCUCAUUGUGCAUUAUACCAACA